Messenger RNA from Caenorhabditis elegans, 393 nucleotides. RefSeq names its product ShKT domain-containing protein (gene T26E4.2). Bases 16 to 393 code for a protein of 125 amino acids. The transcript has 2 exons. Lineage: Eukaryota; Metazoa; Nematoda; Chromadorea; Rhabditida; Rhabditidae. The record is from RefSeq and is marked reviewed.
AUCAACUUUUUCCAAAUGUUGUUCCUAGCUAUAUUCUGCUCAAACUUUAUUCUUCAAUUUUCUGCGGAAAUAUUGGGUGACUUUAGUUGCACCAUACCAGCGUUUAAUGGGAGCGUCUACUCACAAACUGCAGUGAAUUGCAACAAUUCCUACUCGGAUAUCGCAUGCCAACAACUAUACCCUCCAGCCUACGCAUACUCAAUUUCGAGUAAAUACCCAAAAGCCGGCGGAACAGGAGGACGCCCCUUAGGAUGUUACAGUAGUUCUGGAAGGCCAACUGGACCAAUUGAUGAGAUUAUGAAACUUAAAGCUAGCAUAAGCUGCCCAAAGACUUGUGGAUAUUGCUGCCUGGUUUCGCCAAAACUUUUUGAAAAUAAAUUUCGAAUGCGAUAA